This is a messenger RNA of Lactuca saligna, 678 nucleotides long. NCBI's taxonomy places the organism in Eukaryota, Viridiplantae, Streptophyta, Magnoliopsida, Asterales, Asteraceae. The record is from the annotation of a GenBank genome assembly.
AUGGCUUCUACUUCUCAUACUAAGAAGCCUAAAAGGCCUAAGCUGCCUGAGAAGACAUACCUUCCAGAUUCUGACUCCGAUGAUGAUGCAUUUGACUUUAGCUUCUUGGAUUUUUCUGAUAAAACUUUCAAAGCCCCCUCAAAACUAUAUGAUGGAGACAUUCCUGGUGUCCAACAAAAUGAUCAUGCCUACUUAGAUGAGGAUGAUAAAGAUGUUGGUGUCGAGUAUAGGGUGUAUGAUCCCAAUGUUGAAUGGAAAGAGAUGAGGCCCCGAUUAGGAGACUGUUAUGAAUCACCUGCUCAACUCAGAAAUUAUCACUUUGGUUCCCUAGUUACUAGCAAUUGGUUAGCCAAACACUACCUGAAAGAUGUAAUCAUGAAGCCCAAGAUGACAUUGCUAGAGAUGCAAGUAGAUGUGCUACAAAGGUUUUUAGUAAGUGUAUAUGUUGGGCAAUGGCAAAGAGAAAAGGCUACUGCAAUGGGGAUGAUAGAAAGGAAGUUAGAAGACCAUUACGUCAGGGUUUGGGACUAUACAACUGCAAUUAAGUUGAGUAAUCCGGGUACAACAUGCUUGGUGGGGGUAGAAAGUAAUCCAGGGUGUAACUAUUUCAAAAGGUUUUAUGUUGGCUACAAGGAUUUCAGAGAUGGAAGGAAUAAAGGAUGUAGAAGGGUAAUAUGA